Molecule: messenger RNA, 1754 nt
Organism: Momordica charantia (bitter melon)
Lineage: Eukaryota; Viridiplantae; Streptophyta; Magnoliopsida; Cucurbitales; Cucurbitaceae
Gene: RNR2A
Product: ribonucleotide reductase 2A
Biological process (GO): deoxyribonucleotide biosynthetic process
Molecular function (GO): oxidoreductase activity
Source: RefSeq, a predicted model, not a curated record
CACCGCAAGGCUCCCGUGCAUGGGCGAGCAAAAAGAGAGAAAAAUCGCAAUAGAGACACACGAGUUCCAAUUUGUCAUCGCCAAUCUGUUUCUACUUACUUUCUCCACAUCUUUCUUUCAUUUUAUGGGCUUUUAGUUGUGGGUUUUGAAGGGUUUGACGAAACCCUUUCUUCAUCCUACGAAAUUGCAGAGCUUGAACAAGGGCAAGGAAGAUCAAAGAGACUCAACCCUGGAUGUGAAAUGGGGUCUGCUCAAAAUGGGAAAUUGGGCAAUGAAACAGGAAAGAGUGAAGUGAAAGAAGAAGAAGAAGAGGAAGAACCCAUAUUAAUGGCACAAAACCAGAGGUUUUGCAUGUUUCCAGUCAGGUAUCGGCAGCUCUGGGAGAUGUACAAGAAGGCCGAAGCCAGUUUUUGGACUGCUGAGGAGGUUGAUCUCUCCCGAGACAUGCAGCAUUGGGAGAACUUGUCCAACUCUGAGAAACACUUUAUCAGCCACGUGCUUGCAUUCUUUGCUGCAUCUGAUGGGAUUGUUUUGGAAAACUUAGCAGCAAGAUUCCUAAAAGAUGUUCAAAUUCCAGAGGCUCGGGCAUUUUAUGGAUUUCAAAUUGCUAUGGAGAAUAUCCAUUCUGAGAUGUACAGCUUACUCUUGGAGACAUAUAUUAAAGAUUCUAAAGAGAAGCAUAGGCUGUUUAAUGCAAUUGAAAACAUCCCUUGUGUGGCUGUGAAAGCUAAGUGGGCCAUAGAUUGGAUCCAUAGUUCUGAUAUAUUUGCCGAGAGACUCGUUGCUUUCGCAUGUGUGGAGGGAAUAUUUUUCUCAGGAAGCUUCUGCGCCAUAUUUUGGCUGAAAAAGCGGGGAUUGAUGCCGGGACUAACCUUCUCAAAUGAACUAAUUUCCAGAGAUGAGGGCCUUCACUGUGACUUUGCUUGCCUUCUCUACAGUCUGUUGCAAAAACAACUACCCUGCGAAAGAGUUCAUCAUAUUGUCAAUGAGGCAGUAGAAAUAGAGAGAGAAUUUGUUUGUGAGGCCCUCCCAUGUGCAUUAAUCGGCAUGAACUCGACUCUCAUGAGUCAAUAUAUACAGUUUGUAGCGGACCGCCUUUUGGUUUCUUUAGGAUACAACAUGAAGUACAAUGUCGAAAACCCUUUCGACUGGAUGGAAUUUAUUUCUUUACAAGGAAAGGCAAACUUCUUUGAAAGAAGGGUGGGUGACUACCAAAAGGCAUCUGUGAUGUCAGGUCUCAAGGAUGCUAGCAAGAACUUUGUGUUCAAGAUUGAUGAGGACUUCUAGUGAUCGAUCAAACCGUUUGUUUCGGUGAAGCCGAAACUUUUCCGUCCCGCUUUUGACGUGGUUCCUUUUGGUAUGAACUUGUCUGUUGUCUAUAUUAUUUGCAGGCAAUUGGUAGUGGAACCGCGAUGUUGAAAGAACUGUACAGAAAAACUUCCCCCAAAAUUAGAAAAUCAUGUCUGUAAUCUGUAUGUAGUUGUAUUUUGGAAUUCUCGAUAUGCUCGGUAGAUGGUCACCAUGGCUUGAAGCUAUGACUUUAAAGAUAUCUGAAUUUACGACGUUUCUCUUGGACCAUCCAGCCAACUGUAUCUGCCAACUGGUGUACAGUAUAUCCACAUCGAUCCUUAUUAUCUUCUUGUUGAGGGUGUAAGUGGGUCAAUUUGACUCGGUUUUUUUACGUGUAUGGGGCUUAAUCCCAUUGCGUUUUCUUUUACGUAAUAAAAAUGACUAGCCUAUGUUAUUUUAAUGAA